Carlito syrichta (Philippine tarsier) is the source of this 1653-nucleotide messenger RNA. It is a transcript of the gene ACKR1, whose product is annotated as atypical chemokine receptor 1 (Duffy blood group). NCBI's taxonomy places the organism in Eukaryota, Metazoa, Chordata, Mammalia, Primates, Tarsiidae. Gene Ontology annotation, biological process: inflammatory response; chemokine-mediated signaling pathway; regulation of chemokine production. Gene Ontology annotation, molecular function: C-C chemokine binding. The transcript is spliced from 2 exons. The record is from RefSeq and is a predicted model, not a curated record. The coding region runs from base 587 to 1567 and encodes 326 amino acids. Gene Ontology annotation, cellular component: membrane.
CACACACACAUAUCAAUAGGUAUGUUCUUAUGUCCCGCCUGGUACGAAAAGCCCAUGCACACCCCCAGGUUGGGCGGAUCUGACCACAGGCACCGCCAACACCCCUUCUCACACACACAUGACUUUUGAACUGCCUUUCUUGGAUCAAGUUCAAGGCAAUGGAGGAGCAUUGAGAAUCAUCUGCCCUUCCCCUCCGACUUCCCAGCACCUCUCUUAUGUCUGCCCCACAAGUCACCCCUGCUCCCUCUUCCUUCCUUGUGCUUGAAGACUCUCUACUUGCUGGAAAGGCCCCUGACUUCUCUGCCUCCCUUUCCACUUUGGGAAAAUACCCACUUUCUGGUCCUCCACCUUUUUCCUUUCCUGGUCAGUCAAAUCCAACCUCAAAACAGGAAGCCCCAGGGCUGGUGCCCCACGUAGGCCUGAGGCUAGGGCAGGCAGUGGGCGUGGGGUGAGGCUUCCUGAUGCCCCCUUGGCCCUGCCCGGGAUCUGAUGGUCCUCAUUAGCCCUCGACUCUUAUCUCAGAAGCACAGGCACUGACAGAGCCGUCCCAGCCCUUCUCUCUGCCGGCCAGGAGCCCAGCAGCACCAUGGGGAACUGUCUGCACCGGGUGGAACCCUCCCGCUCCAUUCAAAACCACUCAAGUCAGCUGGUCUUGGAGGACUACUUUUGGAAUUACUCCAAUACUGAGGAUGACUUCUAUGCAACUCUUGACUAUGACACCAGCGUGAAAGCAGCUGCCCCUUGCCACUCCUGUAGCCUGCUCGACAGCUCCUCGCUGCCCUUCUUCCUCCUUGCCAGUGUCCUGGGCAUCCUGGCAAGUGGCGCUGUCCUCUUUGCUCUCCUCAGGCCUCUCUUCCACUGGCAGCUGUGCCCUGGCCGGCCUGUCCUGGCACAGCUGGUUGUGGGCAGUGCCCUCUUCAGCAUCGUGGUACCCAUCCUAGCUCCAGGGCUGGGUAGCACCCCCAGCUCCGUCCUGUGCAACCUGGGCUACUGUGUGUGGUACGGCUCAGCCUUCGCCCAGGCCCUGCUGAUAGCGGGCCGCGCCUGCCUGGGACCCAAGCUGGCUGCAGGCCAGAACCCAAGUCUUACUCUGGGGCUCACAGUGGGACUCUGGGGGGUGGCUACCCUCCUGGCAUUGCCGGUCACCCUGGCCAGCGGCACUUCUGGUGGACUCUGCACCCCCAUGUACAACAGGGACCAGCAGGCUUUGCAGUUCACACAUGCUGCAGCCUGUCUUGCCAUCUUUGUCUUGUUGCCACUAGGUUUGCUGGGAGCCAAGGGGCUGAAGAAGACACUGGGGAGGGGGCCAGGCCCCUGGGUGGAUAUCCUGUGCUCCUGGUUCAUUUUCUGGUGGCCUCAUGGAGUGCUUCUGGGACUGGACUCCCUAGUGAGGUUCAAGCUCCUGCUGCUGUCAACAUGCCUGGCCCAGCAGGCUCUGGAUCUGCUCCUGCAGCUGGCAGAGGCCCUGGCAAUACUGCACUGUGUGGCUUCACCCCUGUUCCUGGCCCUGUUCUGCCACCAGGCCACCCGUACUUCCUUGCCCUCCUUGCCCCUCCCUGCAAGAUAGUCCUCUCAUCUGGACACCCUUGGAGGCAAAUCCUAGUUCUCGUCCCACCUGUCAACCUGAAUUAAAGUCUACAUUGCUUUUAUGAA